AUGUCUACUUCAACCGCCACCGCCUCCACAUUGCCCGACUCCUCUCGACCGGGGCGUCUCCGCCGCUUCAGUCAACUCCGCGCAUACACCUCAAACCUCUCAUCCCCAAGUGGGCAACGGGGCCGUCGCCAAUCUUUAUCCAAUCGACUUUCUUGGCUAGCGCCAACAUCAGGCGACUGUCCCCAGGCUCAGGAUCUGAAUUUUUCCCCAGACGCUGCCUCGUCAGCUUUGUCUCGCUAUACCACAGCGCCCGACUCUAGUCAGCGGGCUAAUGAUCUAGCAUCAUCUCCCGACUCCACGUCUUCCCCUUCUAGUGAACCUAGAACUCUCUCAUCAAAUAUGGCCCGACUUCGAAGUGUGUCUGCUGUAUCUGGUCGUGGAGUUCGAGCAGGUCGUACAGUGACCCCAGAAUCGCAGGCUCAAUCUGCUGCACCGCCAGUGCCAGUAGUCCCUCUGACACCCACACCGACCCCCGCACCAACCUCAUCGCCCGAACCACCUGUGCCAAGUGAUCAUUUAGACCUCCCGAGCCCAACCCCGACUGAUUCGCAGAACCCCAACAAAUCCAAGCGAGCCACGAUUCGAUUUUUCCCUUACCAAGACACCUUCCAAAACUCGCGGCCUUCAUUACCCUUUGUGCCAGUCAGUCGGACACUUCCAUCCGAGAGUUGUGUGGUUCGAGUCGGUCGCUACUCUGAGCGGGAUGGAAUUCCAGUUCCAAAUCCCACUGAGCCAUCAGAUGCCCCCGUUGGAUUUAAAUCCAAGGUAGUGAGCCGCAAGCAUUGCGAGUUCAUGUACAUCAAUGGCCAGUGGCACGUCAAAGAUGUGGGUAGUUCAUCGGGGACUUUUUUGAAUCAUAUGCGCCUUAGUCAACCCAAUAUGGUUUCUCGUCUGUAUUCUAUCAAGGAUGGAGAUAUUGUGCAGCUAGGAAUUGAUUUUCGGGGAGGCGAGGAAAUGAUCUUCCGUUGUGUGCGAAUUCGUAUUGAGUGUAAUCGCUCUUGGCAGCAGCAACCCAAUGAGUUCAAAAUCUGGGGAAGGGAGAAACAUCCGAUUAUUCCGGUUGCCGAGAAUGCUCUAUCUGCCUUGGUUCUGUAUUGGUUCGUUGUUCCAGGUCCACUUUUUCGACCAUAUCAAUGUCUUUUUAUGGCGGCUUGUGCUCAUGUUUGGCAUUACAAAUGCAUCAGUCGUCUUCUUCACUCUCCCGAUUAUCCCAUGUUUCAGUGUCCGAACUGUCGUGCUUUUACCGAUUUGAGUGCUGAAGUUGACGACACAAAUGAUUAUGAGGCCGAGGGCAACCAGGCCAAAGAUAUUUCAACACCAGCUACUGAGAUUGCCAAUGCCCAGGAUUCUCGCUCAGCGACACAGUCACCAGCCAAUGUUCCCACUAAUGGUGUCUUGACUGGUAUCGCCAACGAUGAUAUCGAAAACCGCAGUCAGCAUGAUAGUAUUCCAGAGGAGCCUGACUUGGUGACCGAUGUGGAGAACAUGCAUUUGAAUGAGAGACCCGAUUUGGAUACAGAGGAUAGCAGAAGCACAGACUCCCCCGCCCCUAGUGGCAGUAAUGACGAUCUCGUGCGAAGUGCUGCUACUCAUAUCCCGGGCUGGCAGCCUACCCAACCUCUCAAUGUCCCACUUGGUUCUCACCUCCGUGUCGAUACGCCAAAUCGCUCAGAGACCUCUGAUGAUAACCCCUUGACUCCUCGAAAUGACUCUGGUCCACUUGCCUUUGAUGGUCGUGCAGGGGUACGCUGA
This is a messenger RNA of Penicillium malachiteum, 1752 nucleotides long. RefSeq names its product FHA domain protein. Lineage: Eukaryota; Fungi; Ascomycota; Eurotiomycetes; Eurotiales; Aspergillaceae. Gene Ontology annotation, biological process: negative regulation of septation initiation signaling; protein ubiquitination; mitotic spindle assembly checkpoint signaling. Gene Ontology annotation, cellular component: ubiquitin ligase complex; mitotic spindle pole body; cytosol. Bases 1 to 1752 code for a protein of 583 amino acids. The transcript has 3 exons. The record is from RefSeq and is a predicted model, not a curated record. Gene Ontology annotation, molecular function: ubiquitin protein ligase activity; protein binding.